Puma concolor (puma) is the source of this 1281-nucleotide messenger RNA. It is a transcript of the gene SERPINB13, whose product is annotated as serpin family B member 13. The record is from RefSeq and is a predicted model, not a curated record. Lineage: Eukaryota; Metazoa; Chordata; Mammalia; Carnivora; Felidae. Gene Ontology annotation, molecular function: serine-type endopeptidase inhibitor activity.
AUGCCUAGGGAAAUGAGAACAGAAACACUGGAUGAUGCCAGAUUGAUUCGCGUCUCCUGUCCAGAGAAGGCCAAGGAAAGGGAUCUUGCUGGGAUCUUCAUGGAUUCGCUUGCUGCAGCAUACACAAGGUUUGGGUUUAAUCUUUUCCAAAAGCUGAAUAAGACAAAAGAUGGCAACAUCUUCUUUUCCCCCGUGGGCAUUUCAGCUGCCAUCGGCAUGCUCGUCUUCGGGACCCAAGGAGCCACCCCGGCCCAGUUACGGAAGAUGCUCUCUUCUGAAAAAGAGGCAGGGAACUCAAGAAUCAAAGCCGAAGAAAAAAAGAUUGAGAAGACAGAAGAGAUACAUCACCAAUUCCAAGAGUUUUUGAGUGAGAUAGGCAAAUCCACUAAUGGUUAUGAACUAAGAAUAGCCAACAGGCUCUUUGGAGAAAAGACAUACCUCUUCCUUCAAAAAUACUUAGAUUAUGUGGAAAAAUAUUACCACGCUUCUCUGGAACCUGUUGACUUUGUAAAUGCAGCAGACGAAAGUCGAAAGAAGAUUAAUUCCUGGGUUGAAAGCCAAACAAAGGAAAAAAUCAAGGACCUGUUUCCAGAUGGUUCUCUAGACAGCUUCACCAAGCUGGCGCUGGUGAACACAGUUUAUUUUAAAGGGCAAUGGGACAGGGAGUUUAAGAAAGAAAAUACCAAAGAGGAAGAGUUUUGGCUGAAUAAGAGUGUGAGCAAAUGUGUGCCAAUGAUGACACAGACCUGUACCUACAGCUUCACUUUCCUGGAGGACUUACAAGCCAAGAUUCUGGGAAUUCCGUAUAGAAACAAUGACCUAAGCCUGUGUGUGUUGCUGCCCAAUGACACAGAUGGCCUGGAGAAGAUUAUAGAUCAAAUAACUCCAGAAAAUUUAGUAGAGUGGACUAACCCGGGGCAUAUGGAAGAAAGGAACGUGGCCUUGCACUUACCGCGGUUUGAAGUGGAAGAUGGGUACGAUCUGGAGGCCCUGGAGGCCGUCUUGGCAGCCAUGGGGCCGGCAGACGCUUUCAGCGAGUACAGAACGGACUCUCUGGGGCUGUCCUCACACUCCGGGCUGCAGGCGAAGAAGUUCCUGCACAGGGCCUUUGUGGCGGUCACCGAGGAAGGGACUGAGGCCGCAGCAGGCACCGGUGUGGGCUUUGCUCUCACACUGGCGCCGGGUUAUGAACAUUUUCAUUGCAAUCACCCUUUCCUGUUCUUCGUCAGGCACAAUGAGUCCAACAGCAUCCUCUUCUUCGGUAGAUUCUCUUCUCCUUAG